Silurus meridionalis is the source of this 1959-nucleotide messenger RNA. RefSeq names its product carbonic anhydrase 12-like. The record is from RefSeq and is a predicted model, not a curated record. Bases 175 to 1137 code for a protein of 320 amino acids. NCBI's taxonomy places the organism in Eukaryota, Metazoa, Chordata, Actinopteri, Siluriformes, Siluridae. The transcript is spliced from 10 exons. Gene Ontology annotation, molecular function: carbonate dehydratase activity; zinc ion binding. Gene Ontology annotation, cellular component: plasma membrane.
AACAGGUUUGAGUUUCCAAGUUCACGUGAAUGCAAAAAUUUAUUAUGGCACAUGUAAUGACGUCAUGUACAAUUGAGCGCCUCCAGAUUUAUGAUAACAGUUUGGAAAAGAACCACACAUAGCAGAGAAGGCAUAUUAAAAGAUCAAAAAGACAUGAUUUAACUUCAAGAAGACAUGGAAGGGUCCUGGAUGUCUGUUCUAUUAUUAAUCCCAACAUUAAGGGCUUCUGGAGUUUUGCCCUUCGAAGUUCCACCCCUCAAUUAUUGCUACACAGAAGAUGCAUGUAGUCCGUAUAAGUGGGUGAAAACGUUUCCCAGCUGCAUUGCUACAGCCUCAGCACUGCAGUCUCCCAUUGAACUGGAACAUGUCGUUAAAAAGAACGACUCCAUCUAUCCGCUGGAACUGCGAGGCUUUGGUGUACCUCAAAAGUCAUGGACCGUAGUUAAUAUCUGGGACACUGUUGUUGUGAAGUUUCAAGCAGGCAUGACUGUGAAAGGUGGCAGUAUAAAGCAUAAUUAUCGACUCAUUGAGAUGAGAUUCCACUGGGGUUCGAGAGACACCAACGGAUCAGAGCAUAAAUUUAACAGUCGCAGGUUUCCUAUGGAGAUGCAGAUUGUGGGACUUGCGCCUGGAUUCGUCAACGUGGAUGCUGCUUCUUUAGUACAAUCAGGCCUGCUUAUGAUUGGAGUCUUUAUUGAUAUCGCUUCUGAUGAGAAUAUGGCUUUCAGAGCCAUAGCUCAUGCUGUGCUCAAUGUCUCGUACCCAGGGGAUUCAGUGAGCGUGACUCCUCCGGCAUUGUCGCGUCUCCUUCCUGAUAAUUACAAAUUCUAUCAGUACUACGGAGGCCAGACAACUCCCCCCUGCCGGCAAACCGUGAUUUGGAUCGUGUACGAGAAGCCCAUUUUCAUCUCCAGAGAGCAGUAUUUGCCGUUCAUCACAAGUGUGUAUUACUCGGAUAGAAACGACCCUGUGAAGAAGUUGUUGGUGGACAACUAUCGUACCAUCCAGCCCAGCUUGAAUCGCCAAAUCUUCGUCUCAUCUGCAGUGAAGAUAAUCUCAGCGAGAGGGGCGGCUCAGAGCCAGCACACACUCCUCAUCCACCUUUGCAUCCUCACCAGCUCUCUCUCAAUGCAUUAAACACUGUAGGAUGUCAUAGCAGGGCCAGUCAGCAUUUUCAGUGAUGAUAAAUAACUGUUUUGUUCAGAAGAGCUCAACUAAACAAGGCAGGUACAAAUAUAAUGCUAGCUUUCAUUAAUACUAGAGCUUAAUGAGAGUCGUAUUAUUAAUGUAAUCAAAUGUACAAGUCCUAUAUUGCUGCUGAGGAACAGUGCACGUAGCAGAGACCCAUUGCCUUGUAAUCAUUGUGGCAUUUGGUCACUAGUCAUCUAAAAAAAAAAGGUUCUGUUCAGUUCUGUGCAAUAUUUGUUUUAUUGAUGACUUGUUUGAGUUCUGUGUUUUGAUUACCUAACACCUUUUUGUUUUCCAUGGGUCUUAAAAAUGUAGUCCAGAACGUGCCUUUUGAAUUCUUUGCACUUUCGAUCUUACAAUUUAUCGCACGCAGGCACCUAAAAUCUAACUUACAGGAACCACAAGCUGAAUGUAACCAAAGAGGUCCGGUAGAUGUCACACUCUAGUCAUAAGUAUAAGAAGGUUACAGAGGGAUCGAAGUUAUAUUACAUUAAAAGUGUUUCGUGAAUUGAUGAAUCUUGUUUUUUUCGUAUGUAGCAAUAAUAGUGUUUGAGGUUUGACAUGGUUUAAUAUUUAUUUUAUAUACAUUUUCAGAUUGUAUUUUAUUUGCUUUUAUUUAAUUGAUUGGUUUAUCCAAGUUUCUAAAAAUAUGAAAGUUUGAGAUUGCAUUACAUUAUUAUUUAAGUUAGCCAUCAAGUGAUCGGCUUUAAAUUUACUAAAAUUAUUAAUGUUAAUGUUGUAAAAUAAAAGAAUGCAGUCACAUGAUCCAAA